AUGCGCGAGCUUCCAGACACCGGUUACCCUGUCAGCUGGGUCACAGCCUCGAAUCAGGGUAGCAAUAACAUUGGCAUCUUCCUCGGCAAUGGAGAUGGUACCUUCCAGGGGCAGAAAAUCUUUAACGUUGGUACAGCGCCGGUGGGCGUUGCAGCGGGCGACUUCAACGGAGAUAGCCGUCUGGAUAUCGUGACUGCGAAUAGUGUUGGCAGUUCGGUAAGUGUUUUGCUUGGAAAUGGAGAUGGGACCUUCCAGGCGCAGACUACACUCCCUGUGGGGGUCAACCCCCAAGGUGUUGUAGUAGGUGAUUUGAACGGCGAUACAUAUCUGGAUAUCGUCACUGCAAACUUCGGCUCUAAUAUAGUAGGCGUUUUGUUUGGGAUGGGAGAUGGUAGCUUCGGGGCGGAGACCGCAUUUCCCGCAGGUAAUGGCCCGAAUGAUGUUACAUUGGGUGACUUUAAUAAAGAUGGCUCUCUUGAUAUCGCGGUUGCGAAUACCUUUAGCAACGCGGUGGGCGUCUUCCUCGGGAAUGGAGAUGGGACCUUCAAGGCGCAGGUCACAUAUGCUGCGGGAUCCGUGCCAGUGGGUAUUGCUGUCGGCGACUUUAACGAAGACGGCAAACUUGAUAUCGUCGCUACAUAUUAUCAAGGCAGCUCCGUGGGCGUCUUUCUUGGAAAUGGAGAUGGUACUUUCCAACCGCAGACCCCAUUCGCCGUGGGGGCCAGCCCAUAUGAUGCUGCAGUGGGCGACUUCAACGGAGAUGGCCAUCUCGAUAUUGUGGCUUCGAAUAAUGCAGGCACUACACUAAGCCUCUUGCUCGGGUAUGGAAAUGGUAGCUUCCAGGCGCAGACCAUACUCAACGUGGGAGCCAGUCCAGCUGGUGUUGCAUUGGGCGACUUAAAUAAAGAUGGCCAUCUCGAUAUCGUGGCCGCGAACGCUGCUGGCAGUACACUCAGCGUCCUACUUGGGCAGCCUUGUGGCGCUUAG
Penicillium canariense is the source of this 987-nucleotide messenger RNA. Its product is annotated as FG-GAP repeat domain-containing protein. Lineage: Eukaryota; Fungi; Ascomycota; Eurotiomycetes; Eurotiales; Aspergillaceae. The record is from RefSeq and is a predicted model, not a curated record. The transcript has 2 exons. The coding region runs from base 1 to 987 and encodes 328 amino acids.